UCUUGCAGCCCCGCCAGGAGAGCAUGGGAGGAAAAACCUCUUGAUCGCGGAGGUACAUGUGCAGCUAGCUUACUUUGGCUGAAAACAUUUUCUGCUUUAGUCUCGUAAAGGAAGCUCUGGGUAAGGUGACACUAUGGCGCUCCUUUGUUAGAGAGCACGCUUCCCAGAACGGGUGCAAACAGCAGAGCGCAGCCAGUCUGGACAAGGAGUACAAUGCCUUACCGUCCUGUGUGCACAAGGGAAGAGCAACUAUCCGUCAACUCAGUGGAUUGCGUUAACCAGGAGCAGCCUUGCCACACUGUGAUGGACAGAGAGGAAAUACGUACCCCGGGUUUACGACUGUUCUGACCAUUUGUGUGGUGAAGGAGUUGGAAAGAUUGGUGCAAAUAACCAGACCCGUGAGUGUGCUGUGAUAACAGGGGACACUUGGGAGCGUAGGAGUUGCUGUAUCGCAGCCGACCUUUAGACCUAAGCUGGCUCGCCAAAUGCCACUGACUCGUGCCUCAACUUCACCUCUGAGUUGCCAUGGCCAAGUUAGAGACUCUGUCUGUUCUUAGUGACUCAAGCUACCAGAGCCAGGACACUUUCCACUCGUUUGCCUCCAGACCCUCUGAAUCUGCCUCCCAAAACACUAUGGGAAGCGUGGGCAGCGGAGUCGCCAAUGAGCAAGAGUUUGCGAUGAAGAGCGUGGGAACCAGGACUCAGAGCAGCAGCAGGCAGGCUGAUGGCUCGCGGAAUGGCUAUUCCACGCGGGAGAUCUCUAACCGUUACUCUGGGGAGGAGAAGACUUACAAGUCAGAGAAGACCUCUAACUCCCUCUACAUCAACGGGGACUUGCGCAAAAGUGAGAAGGUGAAGACAGACAUUUGUGGGAACGUUACCACCAACAACGAGAAAAACCUGCCACCUCCUCCCCAGUACAGAGAACCCAGUAACCCACCAAAGAUAUUGCCAGUCUCUGGCAAAUUGGACCAGAGCAAUGAGCCCUUAGUUAGACCUUCAGCCUUUAAACCAGUAGUUCCUAAAAACUUCCAUUCCAUGCAGAAUCUCUGCCCGCCGCAGAACAAUGGAAUAACAGAGAACAGAAAGAGCUUGAAUCACACCAACAGCAAUAGCCCGUCUGCAGGCAAAAGCGGACUGGAGAAAACCAGCCUUAAUAGGACUACAAACCAAGUGGGAGGUCUUUCCGAUUCUGGCCGUAACUCUUUGACGAGCUUGCCCACUUACGGGACGGGCUACAGUCAGCACGUUGGCCCAAUGAGUGCUUCAACUAGUCACAUAAACCGCAUUGGCACAACCUAUGUAGAUAAGAACAUAGUGGGAUACAAUGGAAUAUCUACCUCAGACAGUGGACGGUCUUCAAGCAAGAGUACUUCUUCUUUCAAUAGGCUUAACCAUCUGAACGAAACAAUGCCUUUCCAUUCCCCCUCGACAGAUGACGUUAUCCAGGACCUGGAGGACAGGCUGUGGGAGAAGGAGCAGGAGGUCCUGCAGAUGAGAAGAAACCUGGACAAAAGCGAGGCUGCCAUCUUCCAAGUGUUUGAGGAGAAGCAAAAGAUCUGGGAACGUGAAAUGGAGGAUCUCAGGCAAAAUUAUGCAAAUAAACUGCAGCAGGUCUCCAAGAAGGCCCAGAGAGCUCAACAGGCCUUGCAGCUCCAGAUCUUCAAGCUCCAGCAAGAGAAAAAAAAGCUCCAGGAUGAUGUGGGGCAACUUCUCCAGCAGCGAGAAGAGCUGGAGAAAAAAUUUGUGGCUUUCAAGAAAGAACAGGCUGAGUUUCUUCCCAAGAUUGAAGAAACCAAGUGGGAGGUGUGCCAGAAAGCUGGUGAGAUCUCACUCCUCAAGCAACAACUGAAGGAUUCGCAAGCUGACGUCUCUCAGAAACUGAAUGAGAUAGUGGGGCUGCGGACUCAGCUCAAAGAAGGUAAGACCUUCCUAAGAGAGAAGGAAGAGCAGAUCACCACCCUGAAAGACUCCUACAGCUCCAAGACUGUCAACCUGGAGAUCUGUGAGAAUGAGCUGCAGAGAAAGAUGAAUGAGGUGCAGAUGCUAAGGGAAAAACUCAAUCACUGUGAGCUGGAGGUCUCUGGCCUGAAGCAGACACUGGCCAGCAUGGGGCACCAUGGCCAUUUCAAUUCAGAGCUCACCGAGAAACUAAGGGACCCGUUGGCAUGUGAGAGCGAUGAGGCCAAGAUGAAGCGCCAAAACGAGGACAAUGUCGUUGCCCUGAAGAAGGAGGUUGAGCGGCUCCAGACGGAGCUGAAGCUGGAGCGCCAGCAGCGAGAGCAGCAGGUGAUGGACUUUGAGGGGGAGCGGCGCACGUGGCAGGAGGAGAAGGAGAAGGUGAUCAAAUACCAGAAGCAGCUACAGCUGAACUACGUGGAGAUGUACCAGAAGAACCAGCUCCUGGAGCAAAAGGUGAAUGAGAUGACCACCAAGGCCACCAGCCCGCCUUACACCGAGGAGAAAAAACCAUGGACUCCAUCCAGGCUGGAGCGAAUAGAGUCCACUGAGAUCUAACAAAGGACCAAGUCGAUAAAAGUAAUUUUUAUUACUGUGCAUGUACUACCUACUCCAGCCAGUGAUCUUCCUAAGAAUAAUGUGCUAUUUUACCAGAGGUGUGAAUGCACCGAACCCCCCCACCCUUACUUUCUUCCUCAGUGCUCUGUAAGUAAAUUAACCGUGGAUGCACAUUGUUAUACUAUUGAUGAUGCUACAUCAGUUUCUCCUAGUACAGCUAGGAAGGGCCCAGGGGCCCUUUAGGAAUCUGCCGUGACUGUUACUUCUCUAUAUGCUGCCAUCCCUUCCACCAUCGUCAAUUCCCCUGCCCUCUGCGUUUGUUCCCCCCCCAAUCAGUUCAUGCAGCAAAACAGUGCAAAGUGACAGGGUUUUUCAGGGCAUUUUAGCCACAUUGGCUAAUAGAGCAAAGCUCUUGGGAUCCGAAGAACUGUGCAGUUCAGCACGUCACGGUAUCGAUGAUACUUGUCUGACAGCCUAAUCCAAUGAAGUCAGUAGGAGGUUUGCCAUUGACUUCAGUGAAACCAGGCUUUGACCCUAUUCAAAUAAGUCUCUGUAGCAAAUGCAUUGCUAACAAUUGCCAAGGUCCAUGGUGUCACUAGGGGUUAGAAUAAGCCAGGUGAGGUACAACGAGCCAACGCCAACCGCUGCCCGAAAUGAACCGAGAGUUGCGUUUGAGGUUCCGAAAACAUGCUGUGCUUUCGCUUUGCUAUUUACAUUCACGUCCCCUCCCGCUUCUUGGCAAUGAUCAGGACUAGAAGCAGAAAUGGCAAAUGGCAGCAAACCCCAGAAUAAGGAAUUCCCAGUAAUACAGGCAGCAAUUCCCCUUCCUCAGGAGAGAUCCCAGAGGACAGAACUUUGACUAAGCUUCAGAGAAGCAUUCAAACUCCUUCCACAUUUAUCCAAACCAGAAAUGAACCUGUGGGGGACGCCAGGUGGCGACACUAUCCCAUUCCCAAAAGAAAGGUGCCAGGGUUGACUUUCCUCUUGCCGUUGUUCCCUGUAGAGGUGAUCUAGUUACAGACGGGCCUCAGGAAACCACCCACACAUUUGCAGACUCUGCUGUGCUAGUGAACAAGCAUCAGCACCAUGGAUAGAUGUGGCAGGAGUUAAGACCCUAGCAUAGGAAGUAACUUGGGCCCCAGUUCAACAGAGGACCCAAGCACUGGAACGGGUUACCUAGGGAGGUGGUGGAAUCUCCUUCCUUAGAGGUUUUUAAGGUCCGGCUUGACAAAGCCCUGGCUGGGAUGAUUUAGUUGGGGUUGGUCCUGCUUUGAGCAGAGGGUUGGACCAGAUGACCUCCUGAGGUCCCUUCCAACCCUGAUAUUCUAGGCAUGUGCCUAAGAUCCAUGCUGAGUGGGGGACGCAGGAAAAUCCUAGGGGCCCAGGUUUGCCUGCAGAUGCGGGUGUACAAUUGCCAAGUCUCACACCUGGACCCAAGAGCAGCAUUCAGCCAUAACUGGGCCUGAUUCUGUCUCCUCCUAAAGAUGUGUGUCACUCUUCCGGAAGUGUAAAGAGGUCUUCAGGUGGGACGCAGCGUGAAGCAGUGGUGUGCGGGAGGCUCCGUGUAACUCAGGAGGAAGCCCAGUGCCCUUUCCAGAGGGAGAGCUAGAAGGAACAAAGAUGCACAGGGUGUCGAAUGAGCAGCGACACAAACCCCUACACAGUGAUUUCAAUGAGAGUUCAGGCCCAAGUGUGUAUUGAGCGAGAGCGGCAGGGCGAGACAGGCUAAGCGCUGUGAAAAAAGCAGCCGAGAAAAGACAUGGAAGCUGCUCGUUUUCCAUAUGUCCCCUCAGCUGAGCUCGCACUACGAGCUGGUGGCUCACAAUUCCUCGGGGGGGUUGAACUUUGGUUGGGAUUUAAAACGUCUUGGGGAAAGCCCAGGAUUCAGCAAGCAGGGCUCACGGGAGAAAGGGGAAACUGACCAGUUCUCAGGGAGUUUCAGUCUGUUGUUUUCCAUCUGACUUUGCCCUUUGAACAGGCACCAGCAGUGACCAGCACAGGCUACGGGUGGUGCUGGUGGAUGACAAUGGUCGCUGCUGCUGUACAAGGGAAGGCUUCUCGCAGGAUGACCCAUCGCAGCCUGUGCUGGGAAACAGCAAUUGAGCGUGAGGGCGCCUCAGUUUCCCCCCUGCUGCUCUUGUGCUAGGGGAGGCAAAGAAAACAUAUUGCAUCCGUCCAGCAAAAACUAAAGCAAAUACCUGUGAAACUGGCUGUCCCAGAGACGAGCCCAAGCCAGCUGCCUCGCAAACGGUGUUUGAUUGAUGGCCAGAUGGCACUGUCCUGGUCUUGGGGUGGGCUGUGUUGGACAAGGAGUAGGCCUGGUGCUUGGAGAUGGGGUGCCCAUACUGAAUAUACAGGGUGGGCCUGGCGCAAAGCCCAGUGGAAAGAGUCUCAUUGACUUAACGGGCUUUGGAUGAGGCCAGAAAUCAGUUGCUGCUCCAUUGAAGUCAAUGGAGUGACUCCAGUAGAACAUCCUUGUGAGAGAGGAGUCAGACUCUGACUGUGGGCCCUGUGUCCCAGUUACGGGAGCGGAAGCACUUAUAGCAGGAGGGAGAUUGACGUCAGUGGGAGCAAGAUCGGUGGCAAAGCUCCCAGUCAUAUGAAGAGCAACCUUAGCCACCGUCAUCUCUGUCUGUAGAGCCAGGACGGCAUGGGAGGGGGCGUUGCUUCCCAGCCACCAUCCGUCAGCAAAGGCUUCAGCUGGGCAUGGUAUUGCAUUCCAGUCUUAACAAUGGAUGAGACCUGGCACUAGCGUUGCAAGCUUGAUUUCUCGCUUUGCUGCCCAUUUGUAAUGGUGCCAUUGUGUCCCUGCUCAGGUCUCCAGGUGCCGAUCGUUAAUCCGCCCCCAGCCAGGCAGCAGAGUUGGCAAUAACAGGUGCUGCUUGAGGGCGCAGAGGGCUGAGGCUGUGUGCACAGAGCAGCAUGCAGACACCAGAGAGUAGAACUCAGCUAGGACAUCGGCGUGGCAGCGCCUGCCAGUUGUGCUGCUGUUAGGCCUGGUGCCGUUUCCAGGGCAGGGCAUUGUUUUCCCUCCCCGGUGCCUGCAGGUACAGUCAGAGCAAUUCCACAGGCAAAUGUUCUGUGCACCGGGGGCAGAAGUGUGUGUGUGUCUAAUUUGCAUGCCCAGUUGUUGGCCUGUUGGAGCCAUACCCGGGCCCCAUGGGUCUGCAAAUGCCUAGUUUGUGUGCGAAGGCUGAAUUACGUGUGUUCAAAAUUAGGCCCUGUUUCUGUCAUUUUAAAUUAGCUGGGCCAGUUCCUCCGCUGGCGUAAAGCAGAGUAACUCCCUUGACUUGAAUGGAGCUGGCCGCCCGGCUACUCUGUGAGGGCUGGAUCCUGCGAAGUGCCGAGCACCCUGAGUCCCCGUCAGUCAGUGUGAGGGGCUGAGUGCCAUAAACCCUCAGAGUUAAGGGAUGGUGGGGGCCUGUGUGACCUGGGGCAAACCCUCUUGCUGGGCCUCAGUUUCCCCAUAAAUUAAACCAGGAUAAUCAUCCUUCCCUACCUUGCAGGGAUGAAUUUAUUCCUGUUCACAAAGGGCUCUGAGCUCCUUGGGUGGAAGGGAAAAGUGCUGAGCAGCUACAAAUAUUUUUAAUAGAUUUCAGACCAACUUUGCAUGUAAUUUUUCAGGCCAUCAUUUAACGAGACGAUGUUUCAGGGAACAGUAUCUGCACUCCCAAUGGGAUGAGCCCCAGGUCCUAUUAGAUCUCCUGCAUUACUAUGGGUGAAAUUCUGGUUCAAAUGAAGUUGAUGCAAAACUCCCACUGAAUUCAGUGGAGCCAGGAUUUCCUCCUAUCAUUCUAAAGGGCCCCAAUCAGCCUUUGAGAAUGUUCACACCCCUGAUGUUCACCUGUGUUAGCAUCAGCUGGCAGUUCCCAUUGAUGCCAUCCAGAGAACCCUUCUAGCCGCUCAAUGUAUGCCUGAGAUUCCUACUGAUGCUCAACAAGCGCAGAACGGACCGAUUGCAGAUUUACAUGUUCUGCAGGCUUGAAACAUUCCCUAAAUAACGAGUGAUCUAAUCAGAUCAAUAGUAGGCCCCCUGAAAGCUCCAUAGUAUGUCUCCACAGCAAAGAAAAUCCCGCUGCUGGCCUGUGCCAGCUGACUCCGGCUCUGGGGGGUUCAGGCUGGGGGGCUGUUUCAUUGCUAUGUAACAUUCUGGGCUUGGCCUGGAGCCCAGACUCCAGGACCCUGUGAGGCUCCCAGAAGUCUACACAGCAAUGAAACAGCCGAGUCCCAUGAGCCAGGGUUGGCUGGCACAGCCACAGGUGUCUAGUUGCUGUGUAGAUGUACCCUAGGUGUGUCCCAGAGUAGGGAGGCCAACAAUCCAUGCAUUAAAAAGCCCCUAAAUACAUAUUUAUCCAAUGCACUGUAGCAUCCCAGAUCUUGGCAGUAAAGAGGGGGAUGGUGUGUUUUAAGACCUCCCUUAAAGUCCAUUGUACGCCAUUGAGGCAGGGGUGUGAGACGAUUCUGGGCCAGAACCUCAGCUACUGGAGUCGGAGCUAGACCAGCUGAGGAUCUGGCGAUGUUCAAGUGACAUUGCAAAGGGAAAUCAAAGGAAUAGCUGAACCUUCAACACUCCACGGCCCCUUCCUUAACUGGCUCUGAUUUCUAUGCAAAUUAGCCAGACACUUUAACAAGCCAGACUUGGCAAAGUCACCAUUUCUGCAGGGCGAUUGUGGUGCGAAUUGCUCUUUGUGUAUGACACCCGCCAGGGUGUUGCCAUUCCAAGAGGGUAGCUGAGGGCCCCCUUUUGAGGUUAAUUACCCCAUGAAUCCUAUAGGCAGAUGUUUUGCCAAAAUGCUGGCAAGUGCACAAUUCCGUUCCCUUCCUUUCCCUGAGUCCCCACCAAAACUGUUGGGUGAUAAACGGACUCAUUCUGCUGGACGCACUGCCGAUUUUAGGAACCACAGAGCCACUUAAGGACAGGGGAGGGUGUUGUGCAGAGAGUUUCCAUCUUACAAGCGAAAGGUGCCUGUUCCCACCCCUCUGGUUAUGUGUCAUUACCGUUCUUCUUGCAGCUGUGUCACCUUGGAUUGGGAUCUACUGAGAUCUUUUGAACUAUGCAGCUUUGAGCCUGCCAUUCCUUCGGUGGGAGAGCCGCACCGAAUACCCGAGGUGCACUCGGAAGUUAGGCUGGUGAUUCAGUAAAGGGCGUUCUUCCUUCCCAGGUCAGCACUGAGCUAAUGCCCCAGCGAGCUGCCGGAGGUGCCUCUUGCGGGUGAGUUGCCAAGCAGAAGGUUCUGAUCCUUAAUGACUCCAUUGAAGUCAGUAGGGCAGAUCUUUGGCUUGUGAGCAUCAGCAUAACUUCAUUGCCGCAGAGCCCCAGACUUACGUUAGCUGAAGAUUUGGCUCAAAUGAGUCACACUCGUAUAAGGGAAGGAAGAAUCGGAUCCUUUAUUUCUUUGUGUUUGGUUUUCUUCCAUGAUUUUGCUUCUAUUGCUUUAAGACGUCACACCUGGGUUGCUUUGGCUCAUCUCCAGAGCAGCAGGUGUGUAAUGGCUUCACAGCCGUACGGGAAAGAAUUAGAGAUUAAAACUGUGCACCUAGCAAUGCCCAGUACUGCUUAGUUUCCACCAAUCAACUGACCGGCGAUCAACCACAUCGCUGCAAACAGACAAGCAAACAAUAGCAUUGCUAGCGUAAAACUGUAGGAAAAUCACUGACGGUUUUCUCUGUGUGAAGUGCUUAUUAACUGAAAUAGGAACCGAAUCAUAUACUAUAUGCUGCUAAGUGAUACAGAGACAAGUGUACUUGGAUGUAAAUAACGGUCUAGUUCUGUAUAUAUGAUUAUUAAACAAAACAAAAACAAAAA
Mauremys mutica (yellowpond turtle) is the source of this 8323-nucleotide messenger RNA. It is a transcript of the gene LZTS3, whose product is annotated as leucine zipper tumor suppressor family member 3. The transcript is spliced from 5 exons. Bases 526 to 2517 code for a protein of 663 amino acids. The record is from RefSeq and is a predicted model, not a curated record. Gene Ontology annotation, biological process: regulation of dendritic spine morphogenesis. Gene Ontology annotation, cellular component: dendritic spine. Lineage: Eukaryota; Metazoa; Chordata; Testudines; Geoemydidae.